UCAUAUAUCCGAACCUUGUAUACAAAAUUCAAAGUAACGAAAUAAAAGAAGAAAACCACCAUAAGAAUAAUUUCCUUCCAUCUAGCCAAACAAUAAUCAUAAAUUGUUCAUGGUUUUGAUUUGUUCAUGGUAAUCAGUGUUGAACGGUGAGGAUCCUUUUAGUCAUCAACAGCCUGCGUUUCGCGUGGUUCAGAUCCUGCGGUGUGUUAUUUAGUGGAAUUUCUGCAACAAAAGAAAGAAGUAUUCUUUGGCUUGGAUCAAUUCAUACUACAACUUUUCCAAAGUAAACGACGUCGUACGCGACUGUGCCAUAUGUGAACCAACCAUACAAAAUAUUUCAAGUGCUCUGUCUUAAUAAUAAUAUAACCAGCUCAUCGAUCUAAAGAUAUUUGAACAGAAAUCUAAGCUUUUUUCUGGUUUGGGAGCUGCUACAGCUAUUAGCCGGAGGAGAAAGAACCGGUUGUCCAAGCUUAAUAAGCAAGAGCGUACCGGCUGAAGAAAAAAGUAAGAACAGAAAAAAAUGAGAGAAUACACAGAGGGACUUUGGGCUAAAUUCAAAGAAACUGUUUGGCAGCCAAUUACAAAAUAUACAACUAAAACCUCUGCUCUUUUCAUUUCUAUGUUCACCCUUUUCAUUGGGGCCAUUCUCUCCAUGCACUUCUUCAACACCAAUAAUAUUCUAAGCAGCAUAUCAUUCCACAACUCUCAAAAGUACCCCAAACAUCUUAUGAACUGCACUGCUUACGGACCCACAAGAGCUUGCCCAUCAAAUUACUCGUAUACUCCCUUCAAUCCCAAAUUAGAUCGGGACCAUUCAUUAUCUCCCACGUGUCCUGAAUACUUUCGUUGGAUCUACGAAGACUUGAAGCCAUGGGCAUAUACAGGUAUCUCUAGAGAAAUGGUUGAACGGGCUGAAACAAUGGGCCUGGCAAACUUUAGACUUGUUAUACUGAACGGUAAGGCAUACGUGGAGACCUAUAGACAUUCAUUCCAAUCUAGAGAUAUUUUUACUCUGUGGGGAAUCCUACAGUUGUUACGGAGAUACCCAGGUAGAGUCCCUGAUUUGGACUUGAUGUUCAAUUGUGGUGAUCCACCUGUUGUUCUGUCAAAAAAAUUUAGUGGGCCCAACGCCACGUCACCCCCUCCAGUGUUUAAUUAUUGUAAAGAUGAGACUACACUUGAUAUUGUGUUUCCAGAUUGGUCGUUUUGGGGUUGGCCUGAGAUCAACAUAAAACCAUGGGUGGGUUUAUUAAAGGACCUAAAAGAAGGUAACAAGAGAAAAAGAUGGAUUAAAAGAGAACCAUAUGCUUAUUGGAAAGGGAACCCAUCGGUUUCUCCUAAUAGACAAGACCUUUUCAAAUGUAGGGCUUCAAAAACACAAGAUUGGAAUGCUCGUCUUUAUGCUCAGGACUGGGAUCAUGAGGUAAAGAAUGGGUAUAAGCAAUCAAAUUUGGCCCAUCAAUGCACUAAUAGCAGGUUUAAAAUUUAUAUCGAAGGAGCUGCUUGGUCUGUUAGUCAUAAGUAUAUUCUUUCAUGUGAUUCAAUGACUUUGCUAGUAAAGCCACGAUACUAUGAUUUCUUUGCUCGAGGUUUGAUACCAAGGCAUCAUUAUUGGCCCAUAAGAAAUGAUGAUAAGUGUCGAUCCAUAAAAUCUGCUGUUGAUUGGGGGAACUCUCACGAGAAAGAUGCACAAGAAAUUGGAAAAAGAGGGAGUAAAUUCAUUCAAGAGGAGUUGAAAAUGGAGUAUGUGUAUGAUUUCAUGCUUCACAUUCUAAAUGAGUAUGCCAAGCUCUUACAAUAUAAGCCCACUAUACCUCCAAAAGCUACUGAACUAUGUUUAGAGGCUAUGAGUUGCCCAGCAAAUGGGUUAGCAAAGAAAUUUAUGUUGCAAUCAAUGGUGGUGAGUCCUGCAACCACUAGCCCAUGUACCAUAUCUCCUCCUUAUAGUCCUUCGUCUUUAUAUUCACUCUUUCAAAGAAAGGCUAACAUAACUAAUGAAGUAGAGUUACUAGAGAAGAUGUACUGGCAGAGUCAAGAUAAACAAAAGCCAUAAUAUGUUAAUAAUAUUAUUGUAACUAGAUUGGGCUAUUUAGGGUAUUAAUAUUUAGUUGAUGUUAUAAAUUUUAUUUAUUUGGAAUCGAGAUGUUGGAUGAAAGGGAGUUCACAUGCUCCAAAUCGGAAAAUGCAAAAGAAAUAUUUAUCUUAA
Molecule: messenger RNA, 2206 nt
Organism: Cannabis sativa
Lineage: Eukaryota; Viridiplantae; Streptophyta; Magnoliopsida; Rosales; Cannabaceae
Exons: 9
Coding region: 521-2053 (510 amino acids)
Source: RefSeq, a predicted model, not a curated record